AUGCUGCUGCAAGGAGAGACUUCAAACGGAACCAGGAAAUCGAGAGUGAGCCGUGGAGGUGCCCCUAGAGGGGAUCUGCGUUCAGGAAGGGGAUCUCAUGGGAAUCGAAGAAACAAUUCCAAGACUAAUCUGAAUGAGACAGACGAAGGUUUAGAAGAUGAAGAUAUGUGUAUUAUCUGUGCUAACCGCAUCAACUAUGCUGCGCUUCUGCCAUGUAACCAUACUGUUUGUCACGUUUGUGCGUUCCGUCAACGUGCAUUGUAUGAGAAGAAGGCUUGUCUUGUUUGUCGUACUGAUUGUGAACGAAUGAUUAUCACGGAAAGAAUAAAGAGUAAUUAUACCGACUUCAGUGCGAAGGACUUUGAAACUCAUGAUGAAAAGUAUGACAUUGACUUCACCACUCUGUAUGCUUCUAACGACACACUUGGUCUUUUAGAAUACAAAUGUAAAGUUUGUAAUGAAGUUGAACCCCUGUUCAAAUUACUUUCAGAACAUGUUAAGAACGAACAUCACAAGUACUUUUGUUUAAUCUGUGUGAAUAACCGGAAAGCAUUCAUUUCAGAAUUGAAACUUUACUCGUUCAAACAACUUCAAAAGCAUCAAGCGGAAGGUGAUGAACACGGAUUCCUCGGACAUCCAGAAUGUAAACAUUGUAGAGGUAAAAGGUUCUAUUCGGAAGAUGAACUUAAUAUUCAUAUCAGAGAUAACCAUGAAAGAUGUCAUAUAUGUGAUCAACUUAACCCUAAAACUGCGGACUAUUACAAAAAUUAUGAUACCUUGUUCCAACAUUUUAGACAAGAUCACUAUGUAUGUAACGUUGCCUCAUGUCUUGAAAAGAAGUUUGUUGUGUUUAGGGAAGAAUUAGAUUUAACUGCUCAUAUGUUGAAGGAGCACGGAGGUAUCUCAAGUGGAAAUAAGGUGAUUAUCGGAGCUACAGGAAGACAAUACCAAUCACAACUUUCGACAUUCUCAGGUUUUGGAGAGGCUUCAUUGAGUGCUGGAGGCAGAAACAAUAACAAUUCAAACCGACAAAAUUAUACUGACGAUGUGGACUCAUAUGAUACCAAAACCAAAAGAUUAGAAGAAAGAGCCAAACAUUACCUUAACUACAAUACCGGUGAUAUUAAAAAGUUUCAUAAACUUAAUGCUAAUUUUAGGUCAAAGAACAUAACCGCCCGAGAAUUACUGCAAGCUUACCAGGAUCUUUUCUCGACGAAGGGAAAUGAAGAUAUCAACCUUUUAUUAUAUGAAAUGUCUGAGCUUUUCCCAGAACUGUCAUCUGAGAGAAUGUCACUUGCAUUACUUUGCAGUGAACUUUUGACAACAGCUUCUCGUGAGCAAUUUCCAGCUUUGAAUGGAACUUCGCUGACUUCAACCGCCAGUGUACACUCAUGGGGUGCCGGUUCGGGAAGUAGAAAGGCAGGUGGAGGAGCAGAGCUUUUCCCAGCUCUUUCUAAACCAAAGGCUCCACCCAAGAAACUUGUAUCCACUAACCAGCCAAUAAGGUACUCCAAGGUUGUUAGAAAGGUUGGAAGCAAUCAAUUUUCUUCAGUUAAGAUAUCUACUACCCAGGCACCAAGUAACUUCAAGCCAUCCUACCUUGAUAACGUCAAAAAGACACCAUCAGUAGACUCACUUCCUAUUCUAGGAGGCAGCAACAAUAGUAGUGUGGGCUCUUCACGAAGCAGUAGCCCACUGACAGUCAGUCCAGUUGUCAAGAAAUCUUCUAAUAAUGCUGCGUUGUCACAAUCAAAAUUCCCCACUUUAGAGAAAAAGCUGACUAAAAAGCCAAUUCCAAGAGUAAAUCCCGUGAUUCUUCCUACUACAUGGGGUGCACCACUUGCGAAGAAGGAAAUUCCAUCCAACAAUUUGGACUUUGGUAUCCCAAUUGUUGAAAAGAAGAAAGGGAAACAAAGGAAGAAUUAG
Molecule: messenger RNA, 1926 nt
Organism: [Candida] anglica
Lineage: Eukaryota; Fungi; Ascomycota; Pichiomycetes; Serinales; Debaryomycetaceae
Source: the annotation of a GenBank genome assembly